ACAAAACAGUUUGAGCAGACAUAGUGGCAAUUUAGCAGAAAAAAUGUUGUAUAAAAUAAAUUCAGUAUUCAUAUUUCUGUUUUUGUAUUUGGUGCCUUUCACUGCCGGUGAGACUUGUGUGAGGUACACUUUCGAACAAGGUUUCGAUGAGUUGUUCUCGGAUAAAUUUGAACUUUGUGCAUCCUUAAAUCUGCCACCAUGGGAACUCGGACAGUACAGGACAUUGGGAAUACCAGCUCCGAACGCACAAAGCACAUCUUUUAUGGCACCACAACCAGGAAACGAAAGCUGCACGUCAUCAUUCUUGUUUCCCAUGCAACGAGGAGCUACCAUUGAAGUCACACUUUAUCUGGAUCCAGUGCAUAGUCUCGAUGAGUUUAUGUUUCUAAUUACACACAUUGACCCUAGAUCAGGACUUCCGUGGAUGUCAGGAGUUUAUAUAUUUUCACCCUCGCCAUGGCCUUUUCCAAGUGGAUGGUAUACGGCGUCAUUUCCAAUACCUGGUCCAAGCACACCUGAAGGAUUUUUAAUGGUGUGGGCCGGUGGACCUCGUAACCCAAGGAUGUUAAUUGAUUCAUUCCGUGUCAUCCCUCCUGGUAUGGAUGAGAGCUUUUGCCGGCUUUAUGAAGGCAACAUGCGCCCUCUGCCUGCUCUGAAAUACAGAGCACCAGAAACUAUUCCGAAACUAAAAUCUUUUCUUAAAAUAAACGACAAAUUAUAGUUGACUAAUAACUUCAUUGUUAAUUAAGAUUUUAGUGGAUCUUAGUACACAACGUGUCAUUGUUGCAUUACUAAAUAAAUUGUAAUAUACGAUUUA
Spodoptera litura is the source of this 817-nucleotide messenger RNA. RefSeq lists its product as uncharacterized. Lineage: Eukaryota; Metazoa; Arthropoda; Insecta; Lepidoptera; Noctuidae. The record is from RefSeq and is a predicted model, not a curated record.